AUGGCGCGUACGAAGCAGACUGCUCGCAAGUCCACCGGCGGCAAGGCUCCGCGCAAGCAGCUGGCCACCAAGGCGGCUCGGAAGAGCGCUCCGGCCACCGGCGGUGUCAAGAAGCCCCAUCGCUAUCGGCCUGGUACAGUGGCUCUCCGCGAGAUUCGCCGCUACCAGAAGUCCACCGAGCUGCUGAUCAGAAAGCUGCCUUUUCAGCGUCUGGUGCGUGAGAUCGCGCAGGACUUCAAGACCGACCUGCGCUUCCAGAGCUCCGCGGUGAUGGCGCUGCAAGAGGCAUGCGAGGCCUACCUGGUGGGGCUCUUUGAGGACACCAACCUGUGCGCCAUCCAUGCCAAGCGGGUGACUAUCAUGCCCAAGGACAUCCAGCUCGCACGUCGUAUCCGCGGCGAGAGGGCUUGAGUCUCAAGGACUCACCGAUUACAUACCCAAAGGCUCUUUUCAGAGCCACCCACAUGCGCGCUGAAAAGAUCUGUUUCUCUCAGGAAUUCUUCCUGGUACUUGUUUUGCCUGUAGUAGAUAGGGCCCAUUUCCAGACGUUAUACAAUCUGUUUCGUAAGACAGCCUGUCCCUUUUUGAAUGCUAAUUUUGGGAGUCUUAACAUCUAAUAAUGUCCGGCAUUUUCCCGUAAGCAUUCAGUGUAGCCAAAAGUUCCUUCGUGUAUUGCCCUCCCAUCUCCGCAGCCAGGUUUUGACCGGAUGGUGCUUCUAAUUUUCUGCUAACCUGUACUGUGGUGUGUGUAUAUUUCUUGCCAACACGCCAGAAAUAAAACUAAGGUUGUACUGAAGUUGGAAAAAUUCAGGUUAAUGUAGCUCAUGCUGGCUAAAGUGAAACAUUCUCCCCCCGCCCCCCGUUCCUAAGCAGUGUUAAGUUUUCUUUGAAUUUUUUCAAGCCGGAUUUUGGGCCUGCUUAAACCACUUAAAUGUAGUUAAUGACAGAUGGUUUGAGGAUUAAAAGUCGUCUGGAGAAAGCCCGCCAGAGAACAUUCCCUUUGAAGCCCCAUGUAAAAAUACGUGUGGGAGAGAAAGUGUUUUCUCUGAAUUCUGCUGACAGUGGCUAAAACUCUGAACUGUCAGGAGUAUUCAAAAUAAGACUGCCUUGUAGGUAAGCCUGUGGUAGUUUUUUUGAGCACAGGAUAAAAUACUUGAGUCUUUGCUUAAAUGUUACCUUCUCAUUGAGGCUUUGUAUGACUAAAUAAAAUCUGUAUAAUCCCCACCUAUUUUUUUCACCCUAGAAUUUGUCACUAUAUGCUGUACCAGAGUUUGCUGAUGUAUUGCUUGUGUGUUCUAAAAUACAGGCUCAUGAGAGGAGGAACUUUUGUUUACUCGCAUAUCUCCAGUAACGUAGGAGCUUUUGAUCAGUAUUUGCUGGAUAAAUGAAUGAAUGCAUGGGUAUAUAAUAGUAAGGAGACAUACCCACAUGGAAAAUCUCAAAUGAAAGAAAUACAUCAGCUUGGUAGAUAUGCUCAAAUCAGCUUCUUGUGGGCCAGGAAAGCCCUUACCUCAUCCAUUCUUGUAUUCAGAAUGCUAGAUUUCUAAACUUUUCUUCUGUGAGCUCUCUAGCAUUCUUAUAAGUAUUCAAGAUUUUCCCUGGCAAAUUGGCUUGUGUAUGUGUGUUAUCAUCUCUGUCUCUCCUUAGCUUAACUUGUGAAGGAUGUAAGUGGAAAGAUCAUAGUAUUUUUACACUGAGUUUUAAAAAGCAGUUUUAAUUCUCUAUCUUGUUUCAGUUGGCUAUUUAUAUAUCUUCAGUUAUUAGAAUUGGUUACAUUCUUAAUACACUUUUUUGGAAAUUUGAUAUCAAGAUCACUACUGCAACAUUCACAAUCUGCUCAUCCUCAUCUUCUUGUGUGUGGGUUCAUGAUUUCAUUAUUUCCACAUGUAUGGAAUUUAGAAAGAUAAAUAAUUUAUGAUUAAUAUUUUACAAAUUAAAAUAAUGCUUUAAUACUUUUAAUUGGAAUCAACACCGUAAGCAAAACAAAAUAGUUUUUCCUCUCUCAGAAAUUAGCUUUCUUCUGGAAAGGAAGAUACACUAUUUUGGAGGGAAGCAGUGCCUCUAGGACACUUAGGGGCCCAACUGCUAAACCGAUGGAUAUUGUUGAGUGUGUAAAUAGUGCAUUCCUUCUUUCUGUGCUGGGAAACUAAGAGCUAGUAAUAAAUCAGGAAGGGCUCACACAGAGACUGCCUGGUAUGUACUAAUCAAUACUCUUGCUGGCUGGGUAGGGCAUCCUCUCCUGGAGAUAUGCAGCCAACAUACUCCCAGUUAAAUUUCCAGUUAUAAUUACAUGAGGAAUUAUUUAUUUAAGGGACAGUGAAUAGUUCUAGUUAUGUGGAAAUGAAUACUCUAUGUCUUUUCAAAACACUCCAUGUACUGAAUUACAAUAGUCUGGUAACCAUCCAACUCAGCUCAUUUGUCAGGAGUUCAUGACCAGCCUGACCAACAUGGUAAAACCCCGUCUUUACUAAAAAUACAAAAAAUUUAGCCAGGUGUGGUGGCAUGUGCCUGUAGUCCCAGCUACUCUGGUGGCUGAGGCAGGAGAAUCGCUUGAACUCGGGAGGUGGAGGUUGCUGUGAGCCGAGAUCACGCCACUGCAGUUCAGCCUGGGCGACAGAGGGAGAUUCCAUCUCAAAAACACAAAACAAACAAAGAAAAAAUAAAUUUUAAAAAAAGGACAUAA
This is a messenger RNA of Pan troglodytes (chimpanzee), 2683 nucleotides long. RefSeq names its product H3 clustered histone 10 (gene H3C10). The coding region runs from base 1 to 411 and encodes 136 amino acids. Gene Ontology annotation, cellular component: nucleosome. The record is from RefSeq and is a predicted model, not a curated record. Lineage: Eukaryota; Metazoa; Chordata; Mammalia; Primates; Hominidae. Gene Ontology annotation, molecular function: protein heterodimerization activity; structural constituent of chromatin; DNA binding. The transcript has a single exon.